GUUCCCUCUUGCCAAAGCCCGUCCCCGGAUAUGUAACAAAUCCCAUACGUACCUCCCUACACACAUAUCCCCCCCACCGCGCGGUUCUUACUCAGAAACCUCGAUUCACGGCAUAUGGAAUCCGAGAGCGCGGCCGUACGGGAGUCCGCCUCCUACGGGAAAGCGUGCAGCGGCUGCUCCAAGGCCAAGUGCCGCUGCAUCGUCCGCGGCGAGGGGCUCAGCUGCGAACGCUGCCACCGUCUCUCCAAGAGCUGCCAGCCGUCGGCCACCGUGAGGAAACGGGCAAGCGCCCCGAGGCCGGUGCGAAGGACAACAGCAACAACACGUCUUGAAGAUAGGCUCGAUGCCCUCGUCAACUUGCUCGCCGCUCAGGCCAAGUCCGGGGCCGGAAAUGCAUCCCGGACUCCAGGGCAGUCUGACGGCAUAUACGUGGCGCGCAGUCCUGACGCGGCACCAGCGGCUUGGCCCGAGUCACCUGCGUCGGAGGCAACCAACCCCAGGGAACAACACCAUGAAACGCUUGGCCUGGAGAGAUGCCCAGAUGCGACCCCUCACACUCGCCCACCUCAUGACUCGAUGCUUCGGGAGUGUCCCCUAGCCGAGGACGACCAGUGUCUGGAAACAUUUCGCGCCCAUCAUCUGCGGGCGUUCCCAUUCCUUCAUAUCCCGCCCUCCACAAGCGCUGCGGAUGUUCAGCGCGAGUGGCCGUUCUUGUGGCUCAAUAUCCGCGCUAGCUGUUGCAAGCCAUAUGCACGCCAACAAGCUCUUGAGCUCAAGGUCCGCGAAACUAUCGCGCAGAAGAUGCUCGUAGACCUAGAGAGGAGCCUAGAUCUGCUACUGGGCCUUCUCACGUAUCUGAGCUGGGCUGAGGGAAAGUAUCGAGGGAAACCACUUCUGAGCGCGUACUCGAGCCUUGCCACGGCUCUAUUGUUUGACCUUAGACUUGACAGAAGCUGCCGCGAGAUCCCUUGUCGGGAGAGCAAUGUCAGCAAGGCUUACAGCCACCCGAUCAAGCAGGUGGUGGCAGCCGUGGAUCGAAAUAAUGUGGAGCGACGGGCCGUCCUGGGUUGCUACGUGGUGACGGCAACCAUCGCCUGGUUCCUCAGGAUGAAGCCCAUUGGGUGGACAGUCCACAUGGAAGACUGCCUGUCCCAUCUGGCACAGUAUCCCGAGGUGCCUGGUGAUUGCAAGCUGGUAGCGACUGCACGGCUGUUUCGAAUAAUGGAGGAGGUUCAUUCUGUGUCGACUUGGCGAAAGGUCGAAUCUACCUCGUCACAGCCGCAAUUCUACGUCAAAGGCUUACGGGCAAUGCUUGACAAUGUCAAGGAUAUUACCCCCCCGCAAGUCCUGCAAGAUAAGAUGAUAAGAUCGUACCUUUGCAUGGCUGAAGCACUGAUCUGCGAGCUCGCCCUGCACGCACGGCAGCAGCAGCAGCCCGCGAGCGUCGUCGACUUUGAACGAACGAACUGCUUCUACACAUGCCUGCAGGCUCUCCAGGGCUGCGUGGACAACUUCCUCACGUUCACGCCCGAGGAAGCGUUCAGUCACCCGAUGCCGAUGCACCUCCAUUUCAGUCGCAGCACGCACAUCCUCUACCGCCUCUGCCUGCUCGACGACCCGGCGUGCGACCGCGCGGCGGUCCUGCGCACCGUGGACCUGCUGGGUGCGGUGGAGAAGUGCGCCGCCCUCUACGCGGCAGUGCCGGCGGCGGUCGGCCUGGAGACGGGCGGCGGCGGCGGCGGCGAUGAUGACAUGUUCACGCGGACGGCCGAGGUCUUGAGGGCCAUGGCACCCGCGUGGCGACGGGCGCUGGAGGAUUCGGGAGCCCUUCCUGGAGCUUCGGCAGUGAGUAUGAACGUCAUAGGCCAGGAUGACAUGAUGUCGACGGACUUGUUGACGGAUUGGUGGUUCGCGGACUUGAUGUUUCCGGUCAAUGAAAUGGUUUAACAGUUUUGACGUCAGGAGAAUUAGGGGAUCGGUUGAGUUUCUAGGAGCUCAUCACCAUCGCCGCCGGUGAGCAUCCAAACAAGCGGCCCUUGGGCGCGCGGGAGAAGGUAUCAACUGAUGUAAGCGCCACUUGACACUUGUACAGUAUAUGUUUCAC
Purpureocillium takamizusanense is the source of this 2104-nucleotide messenger RNA. RefSeq lists its product as uncharacterized. Gene Ontology annotation, molecular function: transcription cis-regulatory region binding; DNA-binding transcription factor activity, RNA polymerase II-specific; zinc ion binding. Lineage: Eukaryota; Fungi; Ascomycota; Sordariomycetes; Hypocreales; Ophiocordycipitaceae. Bases 115 to 1947 code for a protein of 610 amino acids. The transcript has 5 exons. Gene Ontology annotation, biological process: regulation of DNA-templated transcription. The record is from RefSeq and is a predicted model, not a curated record. Gene Ontology annotation, cellular component: nucleus.